AUGACGAAGAGGACAUCUUCAUUUGGUAAGCGCCAGAAUAAGAUGCACACUUUGUGCUGUCAUUGCGGUUCUAAGGCAUACCAUAUUCAGAAGUCAACAUGUGGCAAAUGUGGAUAUCCUGCUAAAUGCAAGAGAAAGCAUAAUUGGAGUGCAAAGGCUAAGCAACGCAACACCACUGGUACUGGUCGAAUGAGGCACCUAAAAAUUGUCUAUCACCGAUUCAGAAAUGGAUUCCGUGAAAGAACAAUACCUAAACCCAUGAGAGCAGCUGUUGCAGCAUCUAGUUCAUCUUGAGGAUUCAACUGUUUGUUAAAAUAAAUGUCCUGAAU
Molecule: messenger RNA, 329 nt
Organism: Vombatus ursinus (common wombat)
Lineage: Eukaryota; Metazoa; Chordata; Mammalia; Diprotodontia; Vombatidae
Product: 60S ribosomal protein L37-like
Exons: 1
Coding region: 1-294 (97 amino acids)
Biological process (GO): translation
Cellular component (GO): cytosolic large ribosomal subunit; ribosome
Molecular function (GO): RNA binding; structural constituent of ribosome
Source: RefSeq, a predicted model, not a curated record